AUGAACAAACCAAAGAAACAGAAGUUUCAUAUAGAAGACGAUAUAAUAGCGGAUAUUCCCCUCUUUUUAUUAGGGUUUCUUUUUUUCACUUGGAUUUGUUCGAUUUUGUUUGGUCUACGCCUUUCAAGUUUCCAUUUUCAUUGGAUAAGGUUCUCCUUGUCUCUCCAUCUCUAUCCAUACAUUACCUGUGAACAGGAAUUUGCACUCGGGGGACAGAAUACAGAGUACAUCAAAAUCAGGGACUUCUAA
Molecule: messenger RNA, 249 nt
Organism: Lactuca virosa
Lineage: Eukaryota; Viridiplantae; Streptophyta; Magnoliopsida; Asterales; Asteraceae
Source: the annotation of a GenBank genome assembly